AGAAAUGCUUUAGUUGAUUAUGAAUCGACUCCCAAGUUGCAUGUACUUAAUGAGAGACGCACAUCGUUGCAGGAAUGCAGUAGAAUUGAACUUGAACAUCGGCGCACAAGUUUUGUAAGUUCAGUCACGCAGAUACCAUUGUCGCGUUUUGCUUUCGAGCAUUUAAAAAGUGGUGGAACGCCAAGACCGACUUUCAGUACAGAAAAGAAAUGGAAGGAAUUUGCAGGAGACAAUUCGUUAUUGUCAGUUCCGAAAACACCCGUUACAAAAACUGAUGUAACUCAGAUGCUCGUCGACAAUGUUAUGAGAAGUGGACCUGCAUGCAGACGUCCGCCUCAUCUUUCGAAAUUGUUGUCACCGAUCGGAAAGCUUCGGUUUGAAGAAAGUAUUGAGAACUCCGGCCUGUCUCCGAAAUAUGUGAGUCCAACAACAAAUAUUUCUAAAGAGGAAAUGAAUGAUACUCAGCUUGUUGUAAUUGACAAUAUUGACGGUGAUACAGUGGAAAAAUUAGUUGAAGAUACAGUCAAAUUGACCGUUGCGGAAGAACGAAAUGUAUCUUCGGGGGAGCUCGAAAUUGUCUUAGACACUACUGCCAGUGAGUACCGAAAACAACAAAGGACACCUCUGUUUGACACUAGAAAUUAUUUCGGUCAGCGGAGGAUUUUAUCAAUUCUUAACGAAUCAAACGUAUCGGUGAAUACACCAGGCAAGGAGAAGGACUCAGUCAUUAAAAUGAAUCCACUGUUUAGCGGUGAUUCAUGCAAUCCAUCUGAUAUUUCGGUCUCUCCAGUGCACAUCAUAGCAGCGAAGGAUGAAAACAAAUGCACUGCUGUCCUACAUGCUCGCAAAAUAGUACACUGCGAAGAAACUGAACAGGGUUUGCGACGUUCAACAAGGAACCGCGUUGCUCCCAUUCGUCACUGGUUAGGUGAGAAACCGGUUUACCGCCGCGAUCAGCAAGGGACAUACGAACUGGUGCGAGUAGAAGAAGCAGUUGUCAAGGAUCCUUUAUUUGUCAAAUAUAAUACAAUAGAUAUGGCGAAAGCUUUAGAACGACAAAAGCGAGAACAAAAACAACAUGCCCGUGCUCGUAAACGUCGUAAAUUCGAUCGUGCUUGCCGAGAUUAUGGCGAGGAAGAUGCUAAAACUAAUGAAUGA
This is a messenger RNA of Cercopithifilaria johnstoni, 1158 nucleotides long. The record is from the annotation of a GenBank genome assembly. NCBI's taxonomy places the organism in Eukaryota, Metazoa, Nematoda, Chromadorea, Rhabditida, Onchocercidae.